CUCAAUCCGAAUCCAGAAGAAAGACCAGAUAUUGUUGAGGUAAGAUGCUGUGCAGAAUCUUUACAGUGUCAAACAUUGCACUUAAGAGGAUCAAAAUAGUCUUUUUCAUUCUGGAAUGAGGCAAAUAUGUCUGAGACCUAUUCUUUAGCUCUCUUUACAGUGGCAAGAAGUUUAAAUGUUUAAAACAGCAAAUAUAUAAUUGAACUGACAUAUGUGAAAUGAAUCAUACCGGUAUUUUAAACUGCAGAUAAAGAUACGGAAGUAAACAUGAUCCUCGCAAUUAAAUGAACAACCUAGGUGGCUGAAAAAUAACUUUAAAAAAAACUCAGCCUGAAAUUUUGCAGGUUCUUUUUGUUAAACAUUAUUUUUUAACUUACGGAAAAAAGUUAUCCGUUAUCCUCCAUACAGACCAAAGUAUUGAUCUUGUUCUGAGAACCUGGCCGGAAUUUUCUCAGCCAAUCUCAAUGGUCAGAACACGUAGAAGCGAACUAAUUGAAAACGGCCAGUUCAAAAGUUAUUUAUUAGUAAAUUUAUUUGUUUAUUUACCUUUCAUUAGGUUGCUGCUAACAUCAGUGAGAUCAUGCUGGUUUAUGUGGACAAGCUGCGAUCAAAUGAGAUCAGUUUGGAAAAGAAAUUGGAGAGAGAAAGGAAAAGAACUCAAAGGUUGGCAUUAGUUCUUUCAUAGAAUUGUUAUUGGUUUGUUAUUUUAACUCUUGUAAGUGAUGGUUUAAAGUUGACAUUGUGCGAAUGCAGUGUUUAUCGAUAUACUGUAAAAUAAUUUAUUGAAUCCGAUUGGCUGAGAGCAAUAACACAGUGCAAAAAACGAAGAAAAAUGCGGUAAUGCAAAUAUCUCUGAGAAUGGAGCACUGUGACUGGCCAAUAAACAAUUCCAAUUAACAAGAAGAACCAAUCAGGUGCCGCAACUCAAGCGAGAUUUUCACAUGGUAUGAGCGGGCAGUUUCUAGUGUCUCGUGGGUGGCCGUUAUAAACAGGUUCCACAAGUUUAAUUUUGACUGGUAAAUUUUUCAUUUGAUUAUUGAGGGGUAAUCAUACGACUUUUGUUGUUCCAUUGGAAUGUAGUUGCGCUUUUGUGUUUUUCAACAAGCCUAAAUUGCACGAGCCCAAAAUUUUGAUAAGUUUUGAAAAACACACUCGUGUAAAUUAAUCCCUAAUUGAACUUGAAGUAGUACGAUUACCUAUAUGCUUAUUGGACACUCCCUAGACCAGCUAAAGGUGUUGCAGGUAAUCAUGGGAAUUCGCUUUGGUGGGCCAAAGAUAGGCGGAGAUAGGCCUAGUCGAAUGAUGGUGUUCUCUAUCAACCAAAAAAGAAAAAAGGUUUCGUUCGCGGAAAGUUAAUCGAUAAAUGUUCUUUCGGUUGCCUCCUUGUAACGCUAUAUUAACUCUAGCAAUGAGAAAAGAACUUGACCACGUGAGUUCACCUUUUUGGUUUGACAAACAAAGCCAUGUGACCUAAAUCGUAAACUUCUGAUGCCAAAAUCAACUGUGACGCGUAUCUUUGAAUUCGCGGUCUACCUGUUUUGGUGGUACUCUCACUAAACAACAGUUCGCUCUGUAAUAGCUGACCGUUUCAGUAACAAGGCUGUGAUCAAAUUUUGAGUUGUAGCACUCACCCUCUUUUUUUCAUUUCAGACAUUAUAUCGAGGCAACUCGCAACAUGCAAAACUAUCACCGUCUUUUCUAUGCUUCACAAGAACGCUACGACAAACUGGUGAACUUGUCAAGUAGUGGAGGUGCCGCUGGCUUUAGGACCGUGGACGCCACAGAAGGCAGUGAUACUGUGUUUGAAGCUGCAAACGCUUUAGCUGAACUGAACUCAAGCAAAAACGGCGUUCACAAGAAUGGAGAGACGGAAUAUACGCCUCAGGUGGAUUCUGGGAUUGAUGUUGGGGAUAUUCUUGCAAAUGGGAACCUGGGUUCUAGUGCCGUAACCGGAGAACAAAAUGGCGGCACAAAACCAGGCGGUAGCUCGUCGCCAGGCUCUACGAGGCGACAGAGAACGUUAAAGCCUGUUGUUGAUAAGUCUGGUAAAGGAACAGGUGAAAAAUUUACGAGUAACAGUAAGGAAAGAGAUAAGUCUUCGCAGAGCGUUAAAGGCGCAGAUAAAGCGUCAAAUGGUAGAACUAUUGUCGAUAAAACGAGCGCGAACACUUCCACUUCUAAUUCGCACGUUUUCACCGUACCCAAGCCGCCGGGUCCGCGAAAAGGCCCACGAAGGCAGCUCCACGUUGAAUUUGCUAGCAGCAGUAAGGCCGGCACAUCGAAUGGUACGAGCACCGGUGGCGUGACACAUGGUGUGACACCAACCGCGACUUCAGCGAGUGGUUUAAGUGAUAUUUCAUCCAGAAGGACACAAAGCAGGUUUGUUUGUAGUCUUCUUGCUAUCGGCAAGGUUAGGUUAAAAGAUUAAAGGUUUGUUCAUAUUGGAAAGUGCACUUAGCUUAUCCAGCUAGUUUACAGACACUCAACUCAAAUAAUUAGCAACAAAUAGUCCAAACAGGGCAUAACAGGAUUAAAAACCCCAACUGGCAGGAGGCAACCAGUUGGCUAUUUACAAGCGUGGCCAAGGAUUUGAACUCGGGACGACCGAGGACAAGUCCAGCAAGUGGUCAGAGCGGAACUCGUACCCAGGACCGCCGGAUUGCGAGUACAACGUUCUGAUCGCUUGGCCACGCUGCCUGCCUCUAAACAUUGUACAUCAAAAUUGGUGACAAAAGGCAAGGUGCUACAAUAGCUCUGCUAAAAGACAAACGAAAGCUCAUGAAUAAGAAAUUUUUCCUUUUCUCGGACUUCUUGUUUAAACGGUCUUAUUGUAUUCUAGAAACCUUGCCUUAAGGAAUUGCAAUCGUAAAUUUAAUGCGUGUUUUUAAAUGUCAUUCUUUUUAUGGCUGAUUUUUAGUUCCUCGGUUGAGAUGCAAAGACGUCAAGCUGGCGGCCAACUUAAAGCAAGACCACGUACGUUUAGUUUCUCUUCUAAACAAUUUAACACGUUGUUAGCUAGCUUCAGGGAUUAGCCAGACAAAAACACGCGGUGAAGCGUCAUGCUUUUACCACCACACUCCUGCUAUCCAGUGUCUUGGGAGGGGUAGAGAAGUACAAUCUUUUCUUCUAUCCCAAUAGUAGCCUAGUUGAUCCAGUGGUUAUGCUCCUUUAGAAUUAGGUGCAAAGGUUUCUUAAUUCUCUUGAGUAAUAAUAUGGUUUUAUUUUCAGCCACUGCUGCCGCCACUCUGAGUAUAUCUCCUCGUAAAGUUCGUCAAAUAAUCGAUCCCAUCUCACAGAUCCUCAAUCAACUUCAUAAAAUUAUCUUUAUAACGCAGGUAUGUCCACUUCAUUUAUUGAACGAGUUGAGAACAGAUAACCGCAAAGCAAAAAUGAAAAGCGAUUCAACAAUAAAACGUCCGGAAAAAAAUCUGAUUUCAACCGUUUUACUGGUCAUCAGAUGGUAUUACGUUUGAGACUGGCAAUGUUUCUUCUACACUUUUUCUUCAACACUUUCAAAGGAAAAGCAUCGCAGAAAUAUUCUACUUAGUCAGUACUGAGUAGAUUUCAACAAAGUUUAUACUCGUUAGAACUUUGUCCACAUUAAAACGAUUUCUAACGAAACUAUAUAUUUAAAAAUAAUAAAUAAAUUAAUUAAUUGAUUAAAGUAAUAAUGUAACUCUUUGUAUUAUAGUGUGGCAGCGCUGCCCUAGUUACAUUCUUGAACAAAAUAGGCGGAAUAUUAGUGGAAUAGAAUAGAAUAAUUUAUUUAAUGUCGAAGACGUGGGAAGUGUUUGCACAAUCCUUCUUCCCCCUCCCUCCUCCCCUUGAUCAGGGAUGGGAAAAGGGUGCGUUUUGGCCUUCGCGGGGUUGAUCUUUGUGUUUUUCGAGAAGGGGGUUUGCUUCAGUCCAUUUCAUUCCGUCCAAGAUUGUAUAGUUUACAGGCACUUAACGCAAUUUACGCAAGCAAGCAAGCAAGUUUAAUAACUCGUGAAUAACAGCAAGACAACUAAACGUAACAGGGUUAAAAACCGCAACUGGCAAGAAGCAAGCCUUUGGCUGUUACAAGCAUGACCGAGGGGUUGAACUCGGGCUUCUGUGGAAAAUUCGAACCCGGACAUUGCCGGAUUGUCAUUACGUCCCGUGUGUGUUUUUUUUAAUUUUAAACGCUUCGAAUUGUUGUUAUUUUCGUCUCUUACAGUUACCUCCAACAUUAUCACCGAAUCCUCAGAGAAGAAUCGUCGAACAGUUCAAAAGAGCGUUAUUUUCUCCUCAAAACAGCUAUUUUGUCAAUCUCAAAAGCGAAGUAAAAAAGGUAAGC
Molecule: messenger RNA, 4318 nt
Organism: Porites evermanni
Lineage: Eukaryota; Metazoa; Cnidaria; Anthozoa; Scleractinia; Poritidae
Source: the annotation of a GenBank genome assembly